AUGGCAGGCAAGAAAGGCCCCGUCCUACCCUACCGCCGGGGCUCAGACGCCUCCGAAGCCGACUUCUUCGACAUUCCCGAAGAGCCCUGCUGGUCCAUCAUCAAGCGCCAGCUCCGCUAUCUUAAGAGUCCGCGGGCCUGGCUCGCCAUCUUCGUCUUCGUGCUGUUUGUCCUAUUGCUGCGUCGAGAGAAACCUCCGCCUCCGCCCCUUCCUCAUAUUGAUUACGACCGAGUCGAUUGGUCGCUCUACGCCUACAGCCAGUAUGCGACGUCGAGCCCAUACCUGUGCAAUGCGCUUAUCGUCUUCGAUACUCUGCAGCGGCUUGGCAGCCGAGCGCAGCGGGUGCUCUUCUACCCCGAGAACUGGGACGUGCUGGUAGAUGACGAUCGCGACCGGGACAGCCAGCUGCUGGCGAUGGCCCAGGAGAAAUACAAUGUGCUGUUGGUGCCGAUUGAUGUGCAGAUGGUCAAGGCAGGAUCGGGACCAAGCGAGUCCUGGGACAAGAGCAUCUCAAAGCUUCUUGCCUUCGGAGAGACCGAAUUCGAACGUGUCAUUCACAUCGAUUCCGACGUCAGCGUUCUACAAAACAUGGACGAAUUGUUCUUCCUCCCGCCCUCUCAAGUCGCCAUGCCCCGCGCCUACUGGGAACUGCCCGAUAUCAAGCAGCUCUCGUCUCUCUUGAUUGUCCUCCAGCCGUCCUACAAAGAGUGGUAUGCGUUGAUGGAUAAGGCUCAGGCCAUUUCGUACGGACAGGUCGACUCGAACGUCAGCUCGCGAGUUAGGUACGAUAUGGAACUGAUGAACGAACGGUACGCGGAUUCGGCCUUGGUUCUACCGCACCGACAGUACGGACUGGUCACCGGCGAGUUUCGCAAAGACGACCACCGGGCGUUCCUGGGUAAUGAGCAUGAAGAAUGGGAUCCGGAAAAGGUACUAGCGGAAGCGAAGCUGGUUCAUUUCUCCGACUGGCCGCUGCCCAAGCCGUGGGUGAUGUGGCCGCAGGAAUUGUUGGCCGAUAUGCUGCCCAAGUGUAAGGUCAAGCCAGGCACGAUGCAUGAGAGUGGGUGCAAGGAUCGUGAGAUUUGGAAGAAGCUCUACGAUGAUUUCCGGCGGAGACGAAGGGACGUGUGUAAACUGCUCAGCUAUCCGGCGCCAAACUGGCCGCCUCGGGAGAAACCCCAGGGUCCUCUGGAGGCGGCACCAGAGGGUGUUCCAGUUCCUCAUGCUAAUUGA
This is a messenger RNA of Aspergillus luchuensis, 1233 nucleotides long. Its product is annotated as N-acetylglucosaminyltransferase. Gene Ontology annotation, molecular function: glycosyltransferase activity. The record is from RefSeq and is a predicted model, not a curated record. The coding region runs from base 1 to 1233 and encodes 410 amino acids. The transcript has 3 exons. NCBI's taxonomy places the organism in Eukaryota, Fungi, Ascomycota, Eurotiomycetes, Eurotiales, Aspergillaceae.